Molecule: messenger RNA, 672 nt
Organism: Soboliphyme baturini
Lineage: Eukaryota; Metazoa; Nematoda; Enoplea; Dioctophymatida; Soboliphymatidae
Source: the annotation of a GenBank genome assembly
CUAAUUGGAUUGGCCGUGCUGCUAAUUGGUUUCUGGGCUCAGCUGGAAAAAAAUCCUUUCAGCCAGCUCGGCAGUCGCAUGUCGAAAUUCUACCUCGAUCCUGCUUGGAUUCUUAUAAUUGUUGGCGCUGUGACUUUUAUCAUAGGAUUCAGCGGCUGCGUUGGUGCCUUACGCGAAAAUACAUGUCUUUUAGCCAGCUACUCAGUAUUGCUUUCUGUCCUGCUGAUGGCUGAACUAUCUGUCGGUAUCCUCGGCUUUGUUUUCAGUGACUGGGUGAAACAACAGCUGGAAGCGGAACUUGAUGAUAUGAUAAUAUACUACAGAGACGAUCCUGAUCUUCAGGGCGUUAUAGAUUGGAUUCAGAUGGAUUGGCUUCAUUGCUGCGGAAUCCAUGGACCCGACGAUUGGGAUAUGAAUAUAUACUUUAACAGUUCUUCAGAGGCACUGGGAAGUCCUGAAGCAGGCGGUGUUCCUUUCUCUUGCUGUAUUUACGCAAAGAUGAAUGGCCUAAUUAAUUACUUUUGCGGUCAUCGUGCACGAAGAAAACCAAUUCCCAGCGAUAUUAUAUACAACAACGGUUGCUUAGACCGUGCCACGGAUUGGUUUAAGAAAAAUCUGAUCGUUGUUGGAUCGCUUGCGGUGGGCCUAGCUGUUUUAGAGAUUACUACUUGA